CUUCUAUGUAAACAAAAAUGUCCCUCAAAGUGCACGCUCUGAGGGGUCUGGUGAUGGAGAGGCUCGCUGCUGCCGCAGAUGAGAUUUUUGCGCUUUUUGAACGAACAUUUGCGCAAUAUGAAGAGGAGGUUCUGCGCAAAUUACUGCAACAACCGCAUGUGGUGCUUUACAAAGAAGAUAUCCAGGCAGUAACUGUAGGUGAAGACCAAGUUAUCAAAGAGGAACUAAUCAAAAUCAAGCAGGAAGUGGAUCCACCAAGCAAACUCCAAGAUCCUUCUGUAACUGUAAAAUCUGAAGAACCAGAUCCAGAGAAGGAGACCAGACUGAAUGCGAGCGGAGAGCAGUGCGAUGGAGAGGAGCCAGGCUGCAGCACAGAUUUGAGUUUGGACAAUAACAGGCGACCCUACAGCUGUUCAGACACAGAUGAUUCAGACAAGUGGGAAACUACCAACAGCAAUGGAAAAGAACAAAAUGCAAAUCUUAUGAAAGAUGCAACAGAAAAUGGUGUAAUUUGUGGUAAUAGUUUAAGUAGUGACACAGUAAUGUCUAAUGAAUAUAGAGCGAUAAUCCACAGAUGUAGUCAGUGUAACAUGUCAUUUGAAAAGGUGAGCGCUCUAGAGGUACAUCUCCGGUUGCACCCAGGACCAUUCACCUGUGAAAUCUGUCACAAAAACAUCAGCCAGAAAAGGGCUUACCAACAACACCUGCGCAUGCACACUCAAAAGAAACCUUACAAGUGUUCCGUUUGUAAACGUAGCUUUAAACAGAGUUGUCAUCUAAAACAACACAUGUUCAUCCACACUGGAGAGAAACCAUUCAGCUGCUCAUAUUGUGGGAGGGGUUUCAGACAGCAGAAUUCACUCAUGAGGCACGUCUUAUCCAGGCACAGUGAAUACAAGCCUUUCAAGUGUUCAGUUUGUCAAAAGGGGUUUGUUCAAAAAUAUAAUUUUGAAGUUCACUUGAGGAAGCACACAGGCAAACAUCGAUUUAGGUGUUCUGUGUGUGAUAAAGGUAUCGAUUCACUAUCUCAUUUCAAAAGGCACCUGAGCCGUCAUAAAGCAGCAGGUGAAGUCAUGAGUGAAGAGCUGCAAUAAUUUUCUGAACUGUUGCCUGUCCAGACUGAUAUAUCUCAGUAUUUUUAUACAGAUUGAUAUCAGCCUGGUGGCUACUCCUCCCGUUGUGUCCCAAGCCCGGCUAAAUGAGAGCAUGCAAUCAGAUAAGCUUUUUUCAGUGACGCAUGUGAAACGAAG
Molecule: messenger RNA, 1250 nt
Organism: Periophthalmus magnuspinnatus
Lineage: Eukaryota; Metazoa; Chordata; Actinopteri; Gobiiformes; Gobiidae
Product: zinc finger protein 32-like
Exons: 2
Coding region: 18-1094 (358 amino acids)
Biological process (GO): regulation of transcription by RNA polymerase II
Molecular function (GO): DNA-binding transcription factor activity; RNA polymerase II cis-regulatory region sequence-specific DNA binding
Source: RefSeq, a predicted model, not a curated record